Messenger RNA from Rhizophagus irregularis DAOM 181602=DAOM 197198, 927 nucleotides. RefSeq lists its product as uncharacterized. Gene Ontology annotation, biological process: intracellular zinc ion homeostasis. The record is from RefSeq and is a predicted model, not a curated record. Gene Ontology annotation, cellular component: membrane. Lineage: Eukaryota; Fungi; Glomeromycota; Glomeromycetes; Glomerales; Glomeraceae. Gene Ontology annotation, molecular function: signaling receptor activity.
AUGGAAGAUAUUGACUCUACUGGGAUCCUCAAAUGUGUGGACCAGCAUGUAGUUGAUACCUACAAUGCUAUAAGUAUAGCCGCAAAAUUAGGCGCAUAUCGCUUACUGCACUUUGAGGAGCUGCCCAAAGAGUGGCAAGAAAAUCCAUAUAUUCGUUCCGGAUAUCGUUUCUUGUCAACUAAAAAACAAUGUCUCCAAUCUAUCUUUUGGCUUCACAAUGAAACCUGUAAUAUUUGGACACAUCUUUUGGGGUUUGUGUUCUUUUUGUGUCUAGGUGUAUAUUCAAUCUUGACUCAUUUAGAAAAUGCAACUAUGUUCGAUAAACUUUUUUUUGCAAUCUUUUUUACGGCUGCAGCAAAAUGCUUGGUUUGUUCGGUCAUGUAUCAUACAUUUAUCCAUUGUGCACACAUUCCAGUAAUGAAAUGUGCAGCUACAUUUGAUUAUAUUGGGAUAUCUCUCUUGAUCACAGCCUCUAUCUUGAUCACCGAAUAUUACAGUUUUUAUUGUUCAACAUCUUUAAGUGUAUUUUAUAUUACCUUUACAUCGCUAUCCGGUCUUGUUCCAAUUGCAUGCUCAAUGUUCCCGUGGUUUGACACAAAACAAUUCCGUUUAUUCCGUGUUGUACUUUUCAUAAUGCUUGGUUGUUCCGGACUAUUUCCUUUAGCACAUAAGAUCCUACUUCACGGAUUCGAUCAUACAUUUAAUUUUAUUCAACCUAUAAUUUCCAGUAUUUUUGCCUAUCUCACAGGUGUUUGGAUUUAUGCCAAUAGAUAUCCUGAAAGAAAAUGGCCUGGAAAAUUGGAUCGAUUCGGAAUUCAUAGUCAUUCACUAUGGCACGUUUGUGUAUGUAUCGGAAUUUAUGAACAUUAUAAGGCUUCUUUAUGGUUUUUCCAACAAAGAUACGUACAUUGUCCGGCCAAUCUUUAA